This is a messenger RNA of Trichoderma harzianum CBS 226.95, 1379 nucleotides long. RefSeq lists its product as hypothetical. The record is from RefSeq and is a predicted model, not a curated record. Bases 163 to 1134 code for a protein of 323 amino acids. Gene Ontology annotation, molecular function: protein binding. Lineage: Eukaryota; Fungi; Ascomycota; Sordariomycetes; Hypocreales; Hypocreaceae. Gene Ontology annotation, cellular component: EMC complex. The transcript has 4 exons. Gene Ontology annotation, biological process: protein folding in endoplasmic reticulum.
UGCGGGCUUGGUAACCGUUCAGCUCUUGAGAGACGCAAGAAGCUCCAUCACCAACCGUCUGCCGGUAUUGGCUCUUCUACGCAGCUUGUUUAAAGAGCAUCAAAACCUCAACCGUCAAUUGUUCUCAUAUCUCGUCACCACAUCGCUCCUAAUACCUUCACAAUGCCGUCGCUACUACUUCGACCUCAUGCCACUCUCUCCCACGCGGAAGCUCUACAGGUAGCGCAACAAGCUCCUGAAUUUCUACGCAAAAACCCUGCAUCAUACUCUGCAUCGCCAUUCUUUUCAUUAUUCUCUCCGCCCGAGAGCUCCAACACGUGGACAAUAUACGAGAAUCUUCUGCUGGCCUGCCUAAGAACCGGUGAUAACACAACGGCACACCAAUGUCUCGAAAGAUUGGUGGUCCGGUUCGGAGCUAGCGAUGAGCGCGUUACAGCACUUCAGGGUUUAGUGAAGGAGGCCGAAGCAACAGACGAUAGCGAGCUUGAAAAGGUGUUGAAGGAGUACGAAGAAAUCUUGGCCAAGGACAACACCAAUGUGCCAAUCUCAAAAAGAAGGAUUGCGCUACUACGUGCGAUGGGUAAAACCUCCGAGUCGAUUGAAGCUCUGGUACAGUUCCUGGAUUUCUCAUCCACCGAUGCAGAGGCCUGGAUGGAGCUGGCAGACUUGUAUCUAUCUCAAGGUCUCUACGCGCAAGCCAUCUAUGCCCAGGAGGAGGCACUCAUCAUAGCGCCGAAUGCAUGGAAUCUCCAUGCCCGCUUGGGCGAAGUCCUUUUGAUGGCUGCAGAGUCUGGGAAUGAGGGUAACCCUCAGAACUAUCUGGCAGAGAGCUUAAAACGCUUUUGCCGAAGCAUUGAGCUCUCCGAUGAUUACUUACGAGGUUACUACGGACUGAAACGGGUCACCGAUAAGCUCCUCGAUGCAAACUCAAAGGGGAAGAAAUCAGAGUCUGAUGAGUUCACCCUGCCGGAAACAUCGACCAUCGAAAAGCUCAAUCAGGCUGCGACCAAGAAACUGGGCGAUAUCGUGCGCAAAUACGAUGCAAAAGAUCCUCUUUGGCAGGGAUACGAUGCUGGAGAAGUGGCUGCCGCCCGUACUUAUCUUUCGGAAUCUUCACAAAAAGUUGUGCGAUGAAGACAUCAAGUGAGGAAGCUAAUCACGCUCUUCAAGUCGGCGACUAUCUGUAUAUCGGUUGUUCAGGCUUAAGUGGUACAAUUGGAGACCGGCAGGCGUGCUCUAUCUGUCUUCAGAUGGAGAGAUCACCGCCAGAGGCCAAAUACGUGAUCUGUUUAAAAACAGGUUGGUGGGCGCCUUGUCGUCGGAAAGGUGGGAUGAGGAUACCCGACACGUGGAGGUGCUAUCGAGCCAUUCAGAAGUGC